Molecule: messenger RNA, 2164 nt
Organism: Amphibalanus amphitrite
Lineage: Eukaryota; Metazoa; Arthropoda; Thecostraca; Balanomorpha; Balanidae
Exons: 9
Coding region: 193-1488 (431 amino acids)
Molecular function (GO): calcium ion binding
Source: RefSeq, a predicted model, not a curated record
CCGCCGGUCGUGACCUGCUGGCCGAGUCCCAAAGGUUUCCGAGUGAGGUGAGCGCGUGAAAGUAGCCGGAGUCGGUGGGUUGGGCGCCGGGCGGCCUGCGCAGUCGGCGCCGCGCCGCGGGCGUGCUCCUGUCGUCGAGAGCGGAGGUGUCGAGACGGUCUGUGCUGAGUGGUGAUCGAACACAGUGCAGCCAUGGCAGAGGACUGCAGCGAGUUCUUCAAUCGAUCCGACGGCCAUGCCACGCUGGAGAAUGGCAUGGACGCCUGCCUGCAGGCCUUCGAUCUGGACAGUGACGGCAAGCUGAGUGUCGACGAGUUCGGGGCGCUGUGCCGGGCGCUCUUCAGAGACGAGACCGGCGCGCCGUACCCGCUCGAGAUAAAAAAGCUGGCCUGCAUGUUCAGCGUCUUUGACACUAACCAGGACGGGUUUAUCGACAGCGCCGAAUUCCAGACGUGCUGGAGCAAAUGGAUCACGCCCAUUUUGCGGCCAAUAACGGCGUUUGUGAUUGUGGACGUGCAGAACGACUUCAUCUCGGGAUCAUUGGCGGUCUGUAACUGCCCUGCAGGCCACAAAGGUGAAGAGGUGGUUCCCGUCAUCAACUCUGUGCUGGACUCUGUCAAGUUUGACGUGGUGGUCUACUCACUCGACUGGCACCCCAGUGACCACAUCUCGUUCGUCACAAAUGUCGCUAAUUUCCCGAUGCACUCGUCUUCCAAGGUAUCGGCGGAGGAAGCGAAAGUGCUGGACACGGUGGUGUUUGACAGUCCGGUCCGGGAGCAGACACUUUGGCCCCCGCACUGCAUCCAGGAGUCGUGGGGAGCGCAGCUGCAUCCCGACCUAAAGGUCAUGGACGAAGCCCUCACCAUCAAGAAGGGCUGCAACCGCGAGAUCGAGUCGUACUCUGCGUUCUUUGACAACGCGCGCGAGUCGUCAACCGGCCUGUCUGAGCAGCUGAAGCAGCGGUUCAUCACAGACGUGAUCGUCUGCGGCCUGGCUACAGACGUCUGUGUCGCCGCCACGGCCAUGGACGCUCUGUCGGAGGGAUUCCGCACCACCGUCCUGGGACGCGUGCCGCGGUGUGAACGCCGAAGACAUCGAGAAGAAAAAGUGCGCCGUCGCCGAGCAGCACGGCCUCGUGGUGGACUCGGCAAAGGCGGGAGCGAUCGCCGCCGGCCGAGACCGGCCCCCGGAGCUAGCGUACAAGCUGGCGCUGGACCUGGCCAAGAACUAGCUUCACCACGCCCGCGCAGUAGCCGACGUAGACCGCGUCCAGAGGUAACCGAGCGACGGUUCAGGAUGCAGCACAGACUCCGGCCAGCCGGGGACACCGAGACUGGCGACUACCGAGACCGGAAGACCGGCCGCGCGUUCCGGCGGUUUGGUUUUCCCCGUGAUCUCGUUCGGUGGAACAUUGCCGGGUACGCGGCGCAUUCCUCGAGACGGCUCUCGGAGCUCGCUCUCUCCAUGUAUAUCGUUCAGUUAUGUUGAUGCCAGUGCCGUCAGGGAUUUCCGCAGUCUGGCUGCAUUUGGAAUUCCGCAGCUGCUGCAUCUCUCGGAGCUGCAGCAGCUGCGGCCGGAGGGCUGUCCCCGGGGACUGUCUGAUGAGAGGGAGGGCCGGGGCGAGGGGGCAUUGGAUCGAGUCUGAGACGCCAGAUCCCGCAAUAUCUCCUCGGUGCUGUCACCCAGAGCCAAGGGAGUUUGGCCCACCGACUUGGCAACCGACCGGUCUGGGGCGGGGAGGGGCGGAAGCCUGGCCAGACCCGCCGAACUUUGUACAUCAGGCCUGGUAUAUCCUAUCCCGACCGGUUUCUGGUAUCAGGAGGUUCAGAGCGCAAUGUGCCGUCUAUAGCCUGCUACAAAACACGGUGAAUGGCUGCCGAAUGUUGACGGCGCCUUAUUUGGGACGGCUUCGGCGUGCUGCGACUGCCAACGUUCUGUUUAUCAGUGUCGGGCAGUGCACCCGGGAAUUCUAUCUCCAUCCUCCGCUUCCGUCCGCCCGCCCGGCUGCCCCGUACUCGACCCGCUGUUUUUAUUUCGCUCUGUCGUACGACUCGUUUCCGCUCGUCUGUAUGUGUGUGUGUGUGUCCGAACGCUUGUGACCUUGUAAUGACCGUUCAACGCUAAUGUCAUGCAAACAGGAAAUAUCAGCCUGUGUAAGAUGAUA